Molecule: messenger RNA, 3291 nt
Organism: Rattus norvegicus (Norway rat)
Lineage: Eukaryota; Metazoa; Chordata; Mammalia; Rodentia; Muridae
Source: RefSeq, a predicted model, not a curated record
CAAGCAGUGAACCUGGAUAUGGAGCCCUUGUGGCCUGCUACCUCAUGUCUGUUGUGUAAUGCUUCACUCUCCAGUUUUGGAGAGUGGUCAAGGAAGGCCUCUAGGAAGAAGCAGCCGCCUGUGGCAGGGCAGAGCAGUGACACUCAGAUCCAGCUGAUCCAGGUGCAUGCGCAAGAGGCAGUCCUCACCCCCCACGCCACCCCGGACCCUGCUGGCUUCAAGCUCCCCAUAGGCAGCUGUCUCUGGACAGAGGGAGGGGGAAGUGGCCAAAAAACGAGAAGUUAAGAGAAGUUCCUGUCCGGCUAUACCCAGUCUCCUCGGGACUUCAGAACUGUUGUGGCCAUGGAAUCUGUGGAGACACCUGUCAAGGACGGCCUCCUCUACCAGCAGCACAUGAAGUUUGGCAAGAAAUGCUGGCGCAAAGUGUGGGCUCUGCUGUAUGCAGGAGGCCCGUCGGGAGUAGCUCGGCUAGAAAGCUGGGACGUUCGUGAUGGUGGCCUGGGGCCAGGAGGUGACAGGCCCGCAGGGCCUGGCCGUAGAGGGGAACGCCGGAUCAUACGCUUGGCUGACUGUGUAUCUGUUCUGCCGGCGGAUGGUGAGAGUUGCCCCAGGGACACUGGGGCCUUCCUGAUCACCACCACUGAGCGAAGCCACCUGCUGGCUGCACAGCACCGCCAGUCAUGGAUGGACCCCAUCUGCCAGCUGGCCUUCCCGAGUACCGGAGAAUGUUCCUCAGGAUCAGGACAGGCUGAGAGUCCAAAAAGGGGCUUUGUCCCCAUGGAGGAAAACUCCAUCUACUCCUCCUGGCAGGAAGUUGCUGAGUUUCCGGUGGUGGUGCAGAGGACAGAGGCCACCACCCGCUGCCAGCUGAAGGGACCCUACCUCCUGGUGCUGGGCCAAGAUGACAUUCAGCUGCGGGAGACUUCCAAGCCCCAGGCCUGCUAUAGCUGGCCCUACCGAUUCCUGCGCAAGUUUGGCUCUGACAAGGGUGUGUUCUCUUUUGAGGCUGGCCGCCGCUGCGACUCAGGAGAGGGCCUUUUUGCCUUCAGUAGUCCGCGUGCACCAGACAUAUGUGGAGCUGUGGCCGCAGCCAUUGCCCGUCAGCGGGAGCGUCUUCCAGAGUUGGCCAUGUCCCCACCCUGCCCCCUCCCUCGGGCCCUCUCCCUGCCUUCCCUAGAGCCCCCUGGAGAGCUUCGGGAGGUGGCCCCAGAAUAUGAGCUGGCCCCUUCCAGAAAGCUGCCUCUAACUGAUCCUGGACCUCAAAGCCUACCCCUGCUGCUCAGCCCCACACAAGACGGGACAGCCUCCAGUCUCUAUGCGUCUGUGUGCAAGCAGACCAGCAAGCACAAAGCCACCGUGGAGCAUCUCUACGAGAACGUGUUCAUGCUGGAGGCCAGCCCUGGGCUGUCCAACGGGGGUCCUGAGGCCCAAGAGGGCCCUCCUGGUGGCCGCAGCCCCCUGGGCAGCCCCAUCUACCAUAACAGCGAGGAGCUGAGUUGGCCUGGCUCGGCCCACGACAGCAAUCUGGAAGCCCAGUACCGGAGGCUGCUGGAGCUGGAGCUCGAUGAUGCUGGAGGCGCCGGGCGUCCUGGAGCACAGACAGGCAUCAAGGCCAAGCUGGUAACCCUGCUGACUCGUGAACGGAAGAAGGGCCCCGCCCCCUGCGACCGGCCCUGAAGGCCCGUUUGGCCUCAGCAGGGCAGAGGUGAUGUCCUAAAAAAACAUGAACAACUUUUGACCUGCAGGGACAAGCCAGGAGGCUUAGUGAGGAGCCACACUCUGCCUACCUCCUUCCCUCAGACUGUGUACAGAUUGACCAGUAAUAAAGCUUGCCUAUCAACUUCCCCUCCGUCCCACCUGCAGCCCACAAUCCACGCUCCCUCACUUUCCCCUGGAUCCCUGUUGGCACACAGUACCCUUGUGCUCAGUGUAGCAAACGCCAGGCCUCGGCUGGACCCUGAGCCUGGCUUCAGCCACCACUGGGCUCUGUGUGGUUCUGUGCAGCAGGGAUGUCAGGCAGAGGGAGUGUGAGGUAUGGUGACAGAAGUGCUCCAGAACUGAGUCAGAAGGGUGGGCAUGGCCCAACGAGGCAGGCUGUGCAGGUGGCCUUUCCAGGCUCAGGACAGUCUUUCACAGACCUCAUGGUGCCUGCAGUUAACUGGGUCUCAUCCUUGGCAAAGCGACUGUUAGACUUGGCAGGGAACCAUAGGAAUGCUGGAUCUGAGGGGGUAGAAGAAGACAGAGCAGCUAAGCUGUGGUGAAGGUGCCGUGCAGAGCGGGUAGGGGGUGAGGGACAGACAGGAGGCCUAUCGCUCGCUCGUUCACACCCAAAACGCUCAUGGCUGAUGGGACUCAGGCAGUCAGCAGACAUAUCCGGGGAACCCCUGGCUGUUUCAUCAACUAGAAAGAAACUAAAAAUGUUAAGAUAAAGUCAUAUGGGAAGGGAGUCAGAGCUCAGUGGCGUAGGACCUACCUAGUGUGAGGUAGACCCUGGGUUCAGUCUUCAGCACCAUACAUACAGAGAGAAGAAAAUACACAGGCUACAUUACUCAGGAGGCAGAGGCAGGUGGAUCUCUGGGUUUGAGGUCAGCAUGGUCUUCAUAGCGAGUUCUAAGCCAGUCAAAGCUACAAAAUGAGAGCAUACCUCAAAACAAAUAAAAAAAAAAAACACUCCCAAAAGAACCCCACAACACCAAAAGACUAAACUAUAUAUAUUAGACCUAAUUCUCCUAAUCUCUCUUAAGAUUUUUCACUUGAGGGAUUGGGGAUUUAGCUCAGUGGUAGAGCGCUUGCCUAGGAAGCGCAAGGCCCUGGGUUCGGUCCCCAGCUCCGGAAAAAAAAAAAAAAAAAAAAAAAAAGAUUUUUCACUUGAGGUGAGGUAGGGCGUUAGAAAGAUGGCUCAGCAGUUAAGAGCACUGGCUGCUUGUUCUGCCAGAGGAUCCAAGUUCAAAUCCAUCUUUAAUUCCAGUUGUAGGGACCCAAGUGCCCUCUUCUGGCUUCCAUGAACAUGCAUGUAGCACACAGACAUGUGUGCCCUUAAAACAUCCAUGUACAUAAAGAAACAAGUGAAAACAACCAAUUUUUUUUUAACUUUUGUUGAGACUGUGGGUGGGGCAAUAGCUCGCUGACUAGAGAAUGUGUGAACCCACAUAACAGCUGCCUUGAGAUGCUACCUGCAACCCCAGCUCCUGGGAGGCGGAGCCAAGAUCGCAGUGGCAAACUGGCAAGGCAGACUAGCAGGAAUCAGUAAGUCACAGCUUCAGUGACUCUGAGCAAGCAGAAUGCGGUAAA